CGGCGAGCGGCGAGCGGCGAGCGGCGAGCGGCGAGCGGCGCGCGGAGCGGAGCCAGGCCCGGCUGUUCGCGGGCUGCCCCGAAGCUGCGGCGUCCGCCGGGACCAUGGCGGCGCUGAGGAGAGGCAGCGGCGCGGCCCCCCGGCUCCUCGCCGUGGCCGUCUCCUGCCAGAGCUGCCGCCCUAAAGCAAGCCAGUGCCCCGGGGACAGCGGACACGGGCAGCUCAGGGACCACCAGCCGGCGGCCACCGGCAGAGCCCGGCGAGGCGCAGAGCCCGGCCCCGCCGCGGGCAGCCAGCCCCUCCCGGCCGAGGGAGCCGACACCAAGACCUACUUGUGGGCCAGGUACCAUGAGAUGAAGAAGCUGGUCUACGAUCUUCUUCCACCAGGAGUCUGCAAUCUCCUCAACCCAGCUGCUAUCUACGCUAACAACGAGAUCAGUCUGGGAGAUGUUGAGAUAUAUGGCUUUGACUACGAUUACACAUUAGCACAGUAUUCUAAUUUGCUACACUCUAUGAUUUUCAACACUGCCAGAGACAUCCUAAUAGAGCAAUUCAAGUAUCCAGAAGGGCUUGGGAAGUAUGACUACAUUCCAGGGUUUGCCAUACGUGGACUUCACUAUGAUGUACAAAAGAGUCUUCUGAUGAAGAUCGAUGCUUUCCAUUAUGUCCAGCUGGGGACGGCAUAUAGAGGGCUCAAACCAGUGCCUGAUGAAGAGGUAAUUGAACUCUAUGGUGGUACGCAGCACAUCCCCUUGUACCAGAUGAGUGACUUCUAUGGCAAGGGUCCAUCACUUAAGCAGUUUAUGGAUAUUUUUUCUCUCCCUGAAAUGACGCUGCUCUCUUCAGUCAUUGAUUACUUCAUAACUCAUGGCAUUGAGUUUGACCAGGUGCAUCUUUACAAGGAUAUAUCUGAUGCUAUUAGAGAUGUGCAUGUGAAAGGAGUGAUGUACAAAUGGAUUGAAAAAGAUCUGGAACAGUAUAUUCUGCAUGGGGAUGAAAUCUAUGCUGUGCUAAACCGCCUGGUGAACCACAAGAAGAAACUCUUCCUCAUUACAAACAGUCCCUUUAGCUUUGUGGACAAAGGAAUGAAACACAUGGUUGGCAAGAACUGGCGGGACUUAUUUGACAUGGUCAUUGUGCAAGCUGACAAGCCCAACUUCUUCACUGAUCGGCGGAAACCUUUCAGAAAACUGGAUGAUAAAGGCUCACUGCAGUGGGACAAAAUAAACCAGCUGGAGAAAGGAAAGAUCUACAAAGAGGGAAACCUCUUUGAUUUUCUGAGGCUGACGGGCUGGCGUGGGUCCAAAGUGCUCUACUUUGGUGACCAUCUGUACAGCGACCUUGCGGACCUCAUGCUGCGUCACGGCUGGAGGACUGGAGCCAUCGUUCCUGAACUGGAGACGGAGAUUCGGAUCAUAAACACAGAGCAGUACAUGCACUCCCUGACCUGGCAGCAGGCUCUGACGGGGCUUUUAGAGAGAAUGCAGAUGUAUCAGGAUGCAGAGUCAAAGCAAGUGUUGCUGGAAUGGAUGAAGGAGCGGCAGGAGAUCAGGUCGCUGACAAAGAACCUGUUCAACCCCCAGUUUGGAAGCAUCUUCCGCACCUUCCACAACCCUACGUAUUUCUCUCGACGGCUGGUGCGGUUCUCUGAUAUCUACAUGGCUUCCAUCAGCUGCCUGCUGAACUAUGACGUGAAUUUCACCUUCUACCCCCGGCGCACCCCCCUGCAGCACGAGGCUCCGCUCUGGAUGGAUCAGCUCUGCACAGGCUGCAUGAAAACCCCCUUCCUGGAGGAGAUGGUGCACAUCCGGUGAAGGGCCAGGUACUCUGGGCAACAGCACCGUGCCAGUCUGUACGUAGGGCCAGGCUGCUCGGCCAGCAGCACCUCUGUCUACCACUAAAGGGCGUUUGACACUUA
This is a messenger RNA of Chroicocephalus ridibundus (black-headed gull), 1918 nucleotides long. RefSeq names its product 5'-nucleotidase domain containing 2 (gene NT5DC2). The record is from RefSeq and is a predicted model, not a curated record. Gene Ontology annotation, molecular function: 5'-nucleotidase activity. The transcript is spliced from 14 exons. Lineage: Eukaryota; Metazoa; Chordata; Aves; Charadriiformes; Laridae. The coding region runs from base 105 to 1814 and encodes 569 amino acids.